AUGGAAAUUUUACAAAGUUUUUCUUGUUUUCUUUCAUUCUCUCUCUGUCUCUCAUUUUUUCUUUCAUUCUCUCUCUGUCUCUCAUUUUUUCUUUCAUUCUCUCUCUCUCUCAUUUUUUCUUUCAUUCUCUCUCUCUCUCAUUUUUUCUUUCAUUCUCUCUCCCUUGUUUUUCUUUCAUUCUCUCUCCCUUGUUUUUCUUUCAUUCUCUCUCCCUUGUUUUUCUUUCAUUCUCUCUUUUCUUUUGUUUUUUUUUUUCAUUCUCUCUCCCUUGUUUUUCUUUCAUUCUCUCUCCCUUGUUUUUCUUUCAUUCUCUCUCCCUUGUUUUUCUUUCAUUCUCUCUCCCUUGUUUUUCUUUCAUUCUCUCUCCCUUGUUUUUCUUUCAUUCUCUCUCCCUUGUUUUUCUUUCAUUUCUCUCUUUUUUUUUUUCUUUCAUUUCUCUCCCUUGUUUUUCUUUUUCAUUUCUCUCCUUGUUUUUCUUUCAUUCUCUCUCCUUGUUUUUCUUUUUCAUUUCUCUCUCCUUGUUUUUCUUUUCAUUCUCUCUCCCUUGUUUUUUUUCAUUCUCUCUCCUUGUUUUUCUUUCAUUCUCUCUCAUUUUUUUUUUCUUUCUCUCUCCCUUGUUUUUCUUUCAUUCUCUCUCCUUUGUUUUUUCUUUCAUUCUCUCUCCAUUGUUUUUCUUUCAUUCUCUCUCCCUUAUUUUUCUUUCAUUCUCUCUCCCUUAUUUUUCUUUCUUUCUCUCUCCUUUAUUUUUCUUUCAUUCUCUCUCCCUUGUUUUUUCUUUCAUUUUUCCUUGUUUUUCUUUCAUUCUCUCUCCCUUGUUUUUCUUUCAUUCUCUCUCCCUUGUUUUUCUUUCAUUCUCUCUCCCUUGUUUUUCUUUCAUUCUCUCUCCCUUGUUUUUCUUUCAUUCUCUCUCCCUUGUUUUUCUUUCAUUCUCUCUCCCUUGUUUUUCUUUCAUUCUCUCUCUCCUUGUUUUUUUUCUUUUUCAUUCUCUCCCUUGUUUUUUCUUUCAUUCUCUCUCCCUUGUUUUUCUUUCAUUCUCUCUCCUUGUUUUUCUUUCAUUCUCUCUCCUUGUUUUUUCUUUCAUUCUCUCUCCUUGUUUUUUUUUCAUUCUCUCUCCCUUGUUUUUCUUUCAUUCUCUCUCCCUUGUUUUUCUUUCAUUCUCUCUCCCUUGUUUUUCUUUCAUUCUCUCAUUCUCCCUCGUUUUUCUUUCUUUCUCUCUCUCCCUCGUUUUUCUUUCUUUCUCUCUCUCUCUCCCCCUCGUUUUUUUUUUUCAUUCUCUCCCCUCGUUUUUUUUUUCUCUCUCUCUCCCCCUUGUUUUUCUUUCUUUUCUCUCUCCCCCUCGUUUUUUCUUUCUCUCUCUCUCCCCCUCGUUUUUUUUCUUUUUCUCUCUCUCUCUCUCCCCUUGUUUUUCUUUCUUUUCUCUCUCUCUCUCUUGUUUUUUUUCUUUUUCUCUCUCUCUCUCCCCUCGUUUUUCUUUUUUCUCUCUCUCUCUCUCUCCCCCCUUUUUUUUCUUUUUUUCUCUCUCUCUCUCCCCCUUUUUUCUUUCUUUCUCUCUCUCUCCCCUCGUUUUUUCUUUCUUUUUCUCUCCCCCCUUUUUUUUCUUUCUUCUCUCUCUCCCCUCGUUUUUCUUUCUUUUCUCUCUCCUCUUUUUCUCUCCUUUUCUCUCUCCCUUUUUCGUUUUUCUCUCUCUUUUUCUCUCUAUCUCUCUCUCUAUCACUUUCUCUUCUCUCUCUCUCUCUCUCUCUCUCUCUCUCUCUCUAUUUCUCUCUCUCUCUCUCUCUAUCUAUCUCUCUCUCUCUCUCUCUCAUCUCUCUCUCUCUAUCUCUCUCUCACUCUAUAUCUCUCUCUAUCACUCUAUCUCACUCUAUCUCUCUCUAUCACUCUAUCUCUCUCUCUAUCACUCUAUCUCUCUCUAUCUCUAUCUCACUCUAUCUCUCUCUAUCUCUCUCUAUCACUCUAUCUCUCUCUAUCACUCUAUCUCUCUCUCUCUCAUACUGA
Messenger RNA from Acanthosepion pharaonis, 1995 nucleotides. The record is from the annotation of a GenBank genome assembly. NCBI's taxonomy places the organism in Eukaryota, Metazoa, Mollusca, Cephalopoda, Sepiida, Sepiidae.